CCCGGACCAUGGCCGACGACGACGUGCUGUUCGAGGACGUGUACGAGCUCUGCGAGGUGAUCGGCAAGGGUCCGUUCAGCGUCGUGCGGCGAUGCAUCAACAGGGAGACAGGGCAGCAGUUCGCUGUGAAGAUCGUCGAUGUAGCAAAAUUCACUUCAAGUCCUGGAUUAAGCACAGAAGAUCUGAAGAGAGAAGCCAGUAUUUGUCACAUGCUGAAGCAUCCUCACAUUGUUGAACUGUUGGAGACAUACAGCUCAGAUGGAAUGCUUUAUAUGGUCUUUGAGUUUAUGGAUGGAGCAGACCUGUGUUUUGAAAUUGUGAAGAGAGCAGAUGCUGGAUUUGUCUACAGCGAGGCUGUAGCCAGUCAUUACAUGAGACAGAUACUGGAAGCUCUACGUUACUGUCAUGAUAAUAAUAUAAUUCACAGGGACGUGAAGCCACACUGUGUACUGCUUGCCUCAAAAGAAAAUUCAGCCCCAGUAAAGCUUGGUGGCUUUGGGGUAGCAAUUCAGUUAGGAGAGUCUGGGCUAGUUGCUGGAGGACGUGUAGGAACACCUCAUUUUAUGGCUCCAGAAGUGGUAAAAAGAGAACCAUAUGGGAAGCCUGUAGACGUUUGGGGUUGUGGUGUGAUCCUUUUUAUCCUGCUAAGCGGUUGUUUGCCUUUCUAUGGAACCAAGGAAAGAUUAUUUGAAGGCAUUAUUAAAGGCAAAUACAAGAUGAAUCCUAGGCAAUGGAGCCAUAUUUCUGAAAGUGCCAAAGAUCUGGUACGCCGCAUGCUUAUGCUGGAUCCAGCAGAAAGGAUAACAGUGUAUGAAGCACUGAAUCACCCCUGGUUAAAGGAGAGAGAUCGCUAUGCAUACAAGAUUCAUCUUCCAGAAACAGUAGAACAGUUGAGAAAAUUCAAUGCAAGACGAAAACUAAAGGGGGCAGUACUAGCAGCUGUGUCAAGCCACAAAUUCAACUCCUUCUAUGGUGACCCCCCUGAAGAGCUGCCAGACUUCUCUGAAGACCCCACCUCCUCAGGACUUCUAGCAGCAGAAAGAGCAGUCUCACAGGUGCUGGACAGCCUGGAAGAAAUUCAUGCACUUACAGACUGCAGUGAAAAAGACUUAGAUUUUCUUCACAGUGUUUUCCAGGAUCAGCAUCUUCACACGUUACUAGAUCUUUAUGACAAAAUAAACACAAAAUCUUCACCACAAAUCAGGAAUCCUCCAAGUGAUGCUGUACAGAGAGCCAAAGAGGUAUUGGAAGAAAUUUCAUGUUACCCAGAGAACAAUGAUGCAAAGGAGCUAAAACGUAUUUUAACACAACCUCAUUUCAUGGCCUUACUUCAAACCCAUGAUGUAGUGGCACAUGAAGUUUACAGUGACGAAGCGCUGAGAGUCACCCCUCCUCCCACCUCUCCGUACCUGAACGGGGAUUCCCCGGAGAGCGCCAACGGAGACAUGGAUAUGGAGAAUGUAACGCGGGUCCGGCUGGUGCAGUUCCAGAAGAACACAGAUGAGCCCAUGGGAAUCACUUUAAAAAUGAAUGAGCUGAACCACUGCAUUGUGGCAAGAAUUAUGCACGGAGGAAUGAUUCACCGGCAAGGUACGCUACAUGUAGGGGAUGAAAUCAGAGAAAUAAACGGAAUCAGUGUCGCAAAUCAAACUGUAGAACAGCUACAAAAAAUGCUUAGGGAAAUGCGUGGAAGUAUUACCUUCAAGAUUGUGCCAAGUUAUCGCAUGCAAUCUUCAUCCUGUGAGAGAGAUUCCCCCUCUACAUCCAGACAGUCCCCAGCUAAUGGUCAUAGCAGCACUAACAAUUCUGUUUCGGACUUGCCAUCGACAACACAACCAAAAGGACGACAGAUCUAUGUAAGAGCACAAUUUGAAUAUGAUCCAGCAAAGGAUGACCUCAUUCCCUGCAAAGAAGCUGGCAUCAGAUUCCGAGUUGGUGAUAUUAUCCAAAUCAUUAGCAAAGAUGAUCAUAACUGGUGGCAGGGUAAACUUGAGAACUCCAAAAAUGGUACUGCAGGUCUUAUUCCUUCUCCUGAACUUCAAGAAUGGCGAGUUGCUUGUAUUGCCAUGGAGAAGACCAAACAGGAGCAACAGGCCAGCUGUACUUGGUUUGGAAAGAAAAAAAAGCAGUACAAAGACAAAUAUUUGGCAAAGCACAAUGCAGUGUUUGAUCAAUUAGAUCUCGUCACAUAUGAAGAAGUAGUAAAGCUGCCAGCAUUCAAAAGGAAAACACUAGUCUUACUAGGUGCACACGGUGUCGGAAGAAGACACAUAAAAAACACACUCAUCACAAAACAUCCGGACAGAUUUGCUUACCCCAUUCCUCACACAACCAGACCUCCAAAGAAAGAUGAAGAAAAUGGCAAAAAUUACUACUUUGUAUCACAUGACCAAAUUAUGCAGGAUAUAUCAAACAAUGAAUAUUUGGAAUAUGGCAGCCAUGAGGAUGCAAUGUAUGGGACAAAACUGGAAACAAUACGAAAGAUCCAUGAGCAGGGACUAAUUGCAAUACUUGAUGUAGAACCUCAGGCAUUGAAGGUCCUGAGAACUGCAGAAUUUGCUCCUUUUGUUGUUUUUAUUGCUGCACCUACGAUUACCCCAGGCAUUAAUGAGCUGCCAAAAUGGUGCAGAAAACUGCCUGAUGAAUCGCUUCAGCGCCUGCAGAAGGAGUCCGAAAUCUUACAGAGAACAUAUGCACACUACUUUGACCUAACAAUUAUCAACAAUGAGAUUGAUGAAACCAUCAGGCACCUGGAGGAAGCCAUCGAGCUUGUGUGUACAGCCUCCCAGUGGGUCCCGGUCUCCUGGGUCUACUAGACCGGGAAUGAGAGAAUUGAGUAGAAAAAAAAAAAAUCUGUCAUUACUGGGAACCACCUCAUACAUGGAAAACCUCUUCGUUAUUGACCUUGUGUCAACAGGUCUUGGCCCCUAGAGACUACCUAGAUGUAGUGUGACCUAAAAUAUAAUUAUUGUCAUGUCCGAAUAGAUAGGAGGAGGGGGAACAAAAGACGAAACACUAAUUUAAAGAGACAGUAUCUUUUUUUUAAUCAUUUCUCCUAAACUUUAAUAAAAUGUAUCUUUAAAUAUAUGUAUUAUUCAGUCCUUUGGAAUGUUAUAUUUUUGGAAAUCAUAGCUUUUUAUUUCAAGGGCCCCUAAAAACUGCACAAAAUAGAUGCUGCUUUCUAUAAUCUAUUUUAAUAGUAAUAAUAAUAUGAUUCUGUUACCUUAACUUGGGGGUGGAACACUACAUUCUUUUUAGAGUCUGAUUUUAUGGAUUGGAAUACUUUGCUUUCCUUUAUUUAUUUGAAGUAAUUAGUCUAGUGGUUACGAAACAAAUUCAUAAAUUUUAAAGGCCUUUUUUUUUCGCGCUUUUUUGUUUUGUUUUUUUUUUCUCUCCUAGGAUAGUAUUUUUAAGUACUUCUGUGUAACAUCCAGGUAAUGUGAUACUGUCUCUUUGAAGAACUCUGUAAAAGUUUUAGAAAUUUGAAAUUGGGUCUUGACUCUUAAUGCAUGUGGACAGUCGCAAGCGUUCAUGCUGUUGGUGUAUCUGUGUUGAUAAAACCUGUAAUCUACAGCAAAGUACAUUCCGUUCAUGGGAACAUGUACCCAAGGGAAUAAAGCAAAAUAUUAUUCUGACUAAGUUGUAAACCUAUGCACAUCCCUUGCAUUUUGGGCAACUUUAUAAAAAAAAAAAAAAAAAAAAGAAAAACUGAUUUUUAUUAAUAAUAAUCAUGUAGUGAAAUGUGUUUGUAAUUUUGUCUCAAUUUAAUUUGUUGUAAGGUGGGAGGGGGCAGUUACUGGUUUCACCAUUUCAGAUCUGUGUUGUCUGAGAGUAUUAACGUUUUAAUUAAGUUGAAGCAAAGAAAUGCUGAUUUUUAAUAUGUAUGUAAUUGUUUAAAGAUGCACACAUUUUAAAAGAAAAUACUGUGCAAUGAAGAAACCAGUUUAGACAUUGCGAUAAACUGACUAUUCCAAAAGACUCAUCUACAACAGCCCUGUAAAUUCCUUUAAAAAUGGUAAUUGACUCUACAGUCUGACCAAUUUUUUUUUAUUUUAAAUAUACUUCCUUUUAUGUGUUCAACAA
Corvus hawaiiensis (hawaiian crow) is the source of this 4083-nucleotide messenger RNA. It is a transcript of the gene CASK, whose product is annotated as calcium/calmodulin dependent serine protein kinase. The coding region runs from base 9 to 2816 and encodes 935 amino acids. The transcript is spliced from 28 exons. Gene Ontology annotation, molecular function: protein kinase activity; ATP binding; signaling receptor binding. Gene Ontology annotation, biological process: protein phosphorylation; regulation of neurotransmitter secretion. Gene Ontology annotation, cellular component: cell-cell junction; plasma membrane; basolateral plasma membrane. Lineage: Eukaryota; Metazoa; Chordata; Aves; Passeriformes; Corvidae. The record is from RefSeq and is a predicted model, not a curated record.